AUGGGAAGUUGGAUAGAUGAUUUUGGGGUGUGGAACAACUGUGGUUUAGGAGAGGAUGUGCAGAGUUGGAAUGCUAGCUUGGUGCAUAAUUUUUAUGAUGUUCUGGAGUCGGCUGCCUUAUCCCAAUUCGGGCACGAUACUGUUACAUGGCUUCCUGAUGUUCAGUCAGGAUAUUCGGUGCACAGCGGGAUGGCUCUGUUCGCGAGUCACCGAAACGGUUUUGCACUCAAUGUUAGCAGUUCUGAAGCACUGGACUUAGUGUGGAACUUUGUUGUUCCGUUCAGCAUAAAAGUGUUUGGAUGGAGAGGAAUUUUAAACCGCUUGCCUUCUAAAGAUCUCCUAAUUCGCAGGGGUAUUAAUCUUCAGCAACAGGAUCGCAAUUGUGUUUUGUGUAAAACUAAAUCAGAAUCAUUAUUCCAUCUUCUGUUCCAUUGUUAUUUGAUUAAGAAAGUCUGGACUGAUUUGGCUAAUUGGACAAGUAUAGAUUUGGAGGUCCCUUUUCAGGUUGCUGACAGUCUACUGUAUUGGUCGCAAGCUUGUGGGGGGGAGAAGGUUAAGAGGAGUAAAAGAUGUUUGAUUUGGCUAGCAGCAACAUGGGUUAUUUAG
Messenger RNA from Vicia villosa (hairy vetch), 606 nucleotides. RefSeq lists its product as uncharacterized. NCBI's taxonomy places the organism in Eukaryota, Viridiplantae, Streptophyta, Magnoliopsida, Fabales, Fabaceae. The transcript has a single exon. The record is from RefSeq and is a predicted model, not a curated record. The coding region runs from base 1 to 606 and encodes 201 amino acids.